Messenger RNA from Miscanthus lutarioriparius, 1740 nucleotides. NCBI's taxonomy places the organism in Eukaryota, Viridiplantae, Streptophyta, Magnoliopsida, Poales, Poaceae. The record is from the annotation of a GenBank genome assembly.
AUGUCGUCUUGCGCCGGCGCCACGGUGGCGUUCCGGGAUGCCGCCGGUGCCGGCGAGGAGGCCCUCACCGCCUCUCUGCUCUCCAAAGCCGAGGUCCGGCUACCGGUGGAGGACCUGCCGCCGGUGCUCACGAGCAAGCCGCCAGGCCGGUUCGCCAGGGCGGUGAAGGAAGCCUGGUCCGUCUCGCUGUCCGUCACAUUCCCCAUGAUGCCGUCGAUGUCAGCCGGCGCGGCGGGCGCGGAGGCGCGGUCCAUCCUGGGCCUCGCGCUGCCGAUGAUCCUCACGGGCCUGCUCCUGUACCUCCGCUCCAUGAUCUCGAUGCUCUUCCUCGGUCGCCUCGGCGGGCUGGCGCUCGCGGGCGGCUCCCUCGCCAUCGGCUUCGCCAACAUCACGGGAUACUCCGUGCUGUCCGGGCUCGCCAUGGGCAUGGAGCCCAUCUGCGGGCAGGCCUUCGGCGCGGGCCAUUACGAACUCCUCGGCGUCACCACGCAGCGCGCCGUGCUGAUGCUGCUCGCGGCCGCCGUGCCCAUCGGCGGUCUGUGGGUGCACAUCCGGCCUCUGCUCCUGCUCUGCGGCCAGGACGCCAGCAUCGCCGCGGUCGCCGAGACAUACAUCAUUGCCUCCCUACCGGACCUACUCCUCCAGGCGUUCCUCCACCCCGUCCGCAUCUACCUGCGGACGCAGUCCAUCAACCUGCCGCUCACCCUGUGCGCCGCGCUCGCCAUUGCGCUCCACCUCCCCAUCAACUACGUGCUCGUCUCCGUCCUCGGCCUCGGCAUCAGCGGGGUGGCAUUGGCCUCCGUACUCGCCAACCUGAACCUCCUCCUCUUCCUCUUCGCUUACAUCCUCUUCAAGGGCGUCCACGAGCGCACCGGCGGCUUCGCGCUCUCGGCCGAGAGCUUCUGUGGGUGGGGCGAGCUCGUCAGCCUCGCCCUGCCGAGCUGCGUCAGCGUCUGCCUCGAGUGGUGGUGGUACGAGAUCAUGAUCCUCCUGUGCGGCCUGCUCGCGAACCCGCAGGCAACGGUGGCCAGCAUGGGCAUCCUCAUCCAGACCACGUCACUCAUCUACAUCUUCCCGUCCUCGCUCGGCUUGGGCGUCUCGACGCGCGUCAGCAACGAGCUCGGCGCGAACCGGCCCGACCACGCGGGCCGCGCUGCCACGGUCGGCCUCAUGCUCGGGUUCGCGUUCGGUGGCGUGGCGUCCGCGUUCGCGUACCUCGUGCGCGGCGCGUGGGCGACCAUGUUCACGGCCGACCCGGCGAUCGUCGCGCUCACCGCGUCCGUGCUGCCCAUCCUGGGCGCUUGCGAGCUCGGUAACUGCCCGCAGACCACCGGCUGCGGCGUGCUGCGGGGCAGCGCGCGGCCCAAGGACGCCGCCAGCAUCAACCUCCGGUCCUUCUACCUGGUGGGCACACCCGUGGCGCUUGUCCUCGCCUUCUGGUACCACUACGACUUCCAGGGUCUGUGGCUGGGCCUCCUCGCGGCGCAGGCGACCUGCCUGGUGCGCAUGCUGCUGGUGAUCGGGCGGACAGAUUGGGCCGCCGAGGCCAAGCGCGCGCAGCGGCUCACCGGAGCAGGCACGGAAGGGGAGACCAAAGAGGGCAGCGGCAAGGGCAGUCGUGUCAUUGAAGUCGCAGCAGCCGGCGAAGACGAGGAGCUGGGCUUGGCGAUUGGCCAAAGGAUCAGCGCUGACAUUCAACUGCGUGCCGUUCGACAAUUCGAGACAUUUUUUGUCAUAUAA